AAGCCUCUCAAGUCCAAGUCGUCGACCAACCUCUCCGCCAUGUUUGCCAAGAUGAACCGUUCCAGCAAGGACGUCUCCAACAUCAACCCGGAGCAGAAGGACAAGGAAAAUGCUUCUCCGAUGGAACCGAAUCCGCAGCCCAUGCAAAGAGUCGAGACGCCAAUCUGGGCCCAGUUUGCGUCCGACAGUGGGUCAGGCAGUUCACGAGCUCAGAGUCGACCGGGCAGCAAAUCCUCGAACAACCUUCAAGAAGAAAUUGAUAAGUAUACGCCGACAGUCUACUCGCCUAGCAAGCAAAGAAACUUCGUCGGCAGCUUCGACGCGCCAAGUCUACGACCAACGCUGGGUAAGAGCCGGCCACAAAGUGCAUAUUAUGGAAACGGCGAGGGCAUAAUAGGGGCGAUUGGAAGACGAGUCAGUGGAGACAAGAAGAGCUUAGAAGGACGGAAGUCCGAAGACUCGGGUCGAAGGUUCUUUCAGGGCUCGACCAGCAGGGUCGGGAGCAGUGCUGAACAUGUACCGGCGAAGGACAAGCUCGAUGUAAAGAAGCGCGGUGGGCGUGUCAUGGCAGCUGUCGCGGCUCUUCAGGGUAAGAACAAGGACACCGACAAGCCGAAGGAGAAAGAUGAAGCUGCCCUUGAUCCAAAGGAGGUUGAUGCCCAGUUCGAGGCAGUCCUGGACUCUCGAAACAUCCCGGAGCCCAUGAGGCAGAAAAUGCGGUCCUUGACCAUGCGCGUGAAAGCGGACUUCAUCAAGCAGGACCAAGGGUCAACCAAGAGCAGCAGUCCGCCCGGUUCUAUGAAUAGCUUGGACAAGUCCAAAUCGUCCAACAGGCUUACCGAAAUCACAAAGGUCGAAACGAAAAAGGGCGAUGACGAGGACGGCAAGUCGACAAAACGUUCACGAACGAGGAGUCGAGCAUUUACCUUCACGCGUGGUCGCAAAGAGGAACGAGGUGAUGAGUCGCCUUCGAAGAAGCAGAAAUCACAGAGUCGAAGCAGGCCGAAUUCGAUUGUGAUCCCAGACGACAGACCCAUGAGCAAUGAUCGGACCCCUACUACACCCACUGGCUCAUGGGGCCGAAAGAAUACCGCACCUGCGCUGCCUGCAGAUUACAUCACGUAUCUGCGGAAGAAUCAGGAUCCGACUAAGGUCGAGGUUGGCCGUUUGCACAAAUUACGAAUUCUGCUACGGAACGAGACUGUUGCUUGGGUGGACGCGUUCAUCAGCCAGGAUGGUAUGCUCCAGAUCGUUGGUCUCCUGAAUCGAACGAUGGCGCUGGAGUGGCGAGAAGAUCAUGAAGACCAGCUACUACAUGAAACAUUGCUCUGUCUGAAAGGCCUUUGCACGACUGAAAGGGCAAUGCUGGAACUCAACAAGUUUGCGCAGGAUCUUUUCCCAGCCCUACUAGGAAUGCUCUUCGAUGAGGAGAAGAAGGGUCCUGCUGAGUACUCUACCCGCACCAUUAUCGUCAACCUACUGUUCAACUACCUGUCAACGAUGACCAAAGCGUCACCAAAAGAGCUUGAAGAACGAGCACGAAUCAUUCUGCGAUAUCUUGGCGAGCCACCAAAGCCACAGGAUGCGCAGCCAGUUGACUUCGUUUCGGCCAUGCGUGUUCCUCGACCAUACAAGCUCUGGUCCCGCGAGAUUUCAAACGUCACAAAAGAGGUGUUCUGGAUCUUCCUGCAUCACCUCAACGUGGUGCCGCUACCGAAGCCGUCCACCAGCCAUUCUCAAACCGCUGUUCAGGAUGAUGGAGAAAGGAAAAAGGUACUGGCUGCAACAUAUACAACACGCCAUUUUCCUGGCUCUCGUCCACCAGUCCCUGCAGCUCCAUAUAUUGGCGGUGUCGAGUGGGACGCUACGACAUAUCUCACGGCCCAUUUGGACUUGCUCAAUGGUCUGGUUGCAAGUAUGCCUCACGCCGCUGCACGCAAUAUGCUUCGCGAGGAAUUGCAGGCAUGUGGCUUCGAGAAGGUGAUGGGAAAUGUCCUCCGUACCUGCAAGGAGAAGUUUUACUCAGGUGUACACGACGGCUUACGAGCGUACGUAGCUGCUGCUCACGAAGACGGCUGGGACACACGCUAUGUUCGAGAAGGCCCGAGCGAGGAGCAAAUCGCAGACGAGGCAAUGAAACAAAGUCCUAAGAAGUCUCCGAAGAAGAAGGCUGAUCUGCCACCCAAGCUCGACGCCCUUCCUGCUAUGGAGUCGGCCCCUAAACUCGAUCUGGGACUCAGCAUGAAGAAGAACAAC
Molecule: messenger RNA, 2256 nt
Organism: Pseudocercospora fijiensis CIRAD86
Lineage: Eukaryota; Fungi; Ascomycota; Dothideomycetes; Mycosphaerellales; Mycosphaerellaceae
Exons: 2
Biological process (GO): actin cytoskeleton organization
Molecular function (GO): actin binding; small GTPase binding
Source: RefSeq, a predicted model, not a curated record